AAGCUGAGCAACAACAGACUCAUUCAUCGAGGCAGCCAUGGAACAGGCAAGGAUGGACAAAGUGAUGAACAUCGAAGACCAGGGCUCCAGACACUUGUCCCCGGAAACAAUCAAGGGGCUGAUCCACCAGUCCCAGGAGGCAAAGGAACAAGCCUACUGUCCAUACAGCAAAUUCAGAGUGGGGGCCGCUCUCCUGACCCUAGACAACCGUGUGUUCACAGGUUGCAAUGUGGAGAAUGCUUGCUACAACUUGGGUGUGUGUGCCGAAAGGAACGCCAUGUCAAAGGCGGUGUCAGAAGGCUACAGAUCAUUCAAAGCCAUUGCAGUUGCCAGUGACCUGGACGACCAGUUCAUCUCGCCCUGUGGCGGCUGCAGGCAGUUCAUGAGAGAGUUUGGAUCUAAUUGGGAAGUGUACAUGUCAAAGCCGGACGGCUCGUGCCUGAAGAUGACUGUGGACGAGCUGCUGCCUUUGUCCUUCGGCCCCGAGGACCUGUCCAUGAAGAAAGUGAUCGACAUUCCCAAUGAGUACUGAGCCUUUAUGUUGUAGCCAAACUAACGAUCUUUGAAUGAUCAUGCCAUGGUGCUGCAUGGAAUACACAUGCUUUAGAUUUGUUCGCAGGCAUUAGUUAUAUUUAUGGUCAAUGUUUCGUCUAUAAUUAGCUAAUUGUUAACAUUUAAAUUUAGUCUUUGUUUACUGUAGCAAAAAACUGUAACAAGCAUUCAUUUACCUACAUUUAUACAUUGAAAGCUGUAUUGUUGUAGAUACCAAAUAUAUUUAUUAGUUAGAAAAAAGCCUGAAGGGACAAGAAAAAUAUCAACGCAGGUCAAACUCAUCCACAUAUUUUAAUAAAUAAACUGUUUUAAAAGGAGUUUCUUUUAAUAAGUUACACAUCAGUAUUCAUCACAGUGGGCUAUGGAUGUAAAAAGAAAAAAACAUUCUGAGUUACAGUGCACUGAAAAAUAUUUCUUCGGCCGCAAAUGAAUCAAAUUCGGGAGACGGGGUGAAACAUUUAAAUUGCCAGUGCAUAUUCACUAAGCAUUUAUAAGUGAUUUUAGGUCUAAUUAUUCCAUGCAUUAACAUUUACAGGUUUGAGGGCAGGGAUUAUGUGGCAAAAUUAUAAAUGUAUCCCUGAUUCAGACAAAGAACACACAAGUAUAAUCAGGCCAUGUAUCUGUAAAGACAAAAUGGGGGGUUUCAACUUUGUGGGAUCAACUUACUGAACAUUUCCUGUUCAAUCCCUAAACAAGAGAAUCAACACAGAGAUAAAGCAAGACCUGGAGAUCUGAUCUGAGCAGAAAAACAUCAGGAUCAACCCUGACAAUCAAUCCUGAUUUUAAAAUAUAAAUGUUAAUGUUAAUGUUGUUAUGUGAAUACGUUGGCUAUUGCUUUUCAUCAUGCAGUGAUCUUUAUCUUUAUACCUGGAAUCAAAAAGGGUUGCAUCAGCUCUAUUAGCAAAAAAAGGGUCAUGAAUCAAGUUCAACCCCUAAAAACUAAUUGUUCAUCUAUAAAUUCAGCUCAGCAGGCUCUAUUUGGAUGUUUUUAUUCUCAUUCAGCUGCUUCCAAACAAAUGCCCAGGUGGAGAUUUGAUCACAUACAGCAGAACUGAUCAGAGGUUGCACUCAUGACAGACAUCUCUCUUAAAUCCCAUGUUAGAUUCUCUGGAUGGUUCAGCGGCCUCAAGCACGAAAGAAAUUGCACUGAUCAUGAUCUGCGACUUCCCCGUUAAAAAAGUCCAGAGACUAAAGUAAAGGAGGAGAAAAUAACGCAAAGAAAUGUAUAGAUAUUUCUAAGAUACCACAGAGGAAACUCCACGCAGUAUAUUGUUUUUUUUACUUAAAGAUUUUCUCCUGUCUCUGCUCUCUGUGCUGAAGCUGUGAUGUGGUGUCAUGCAGCUCACACUUUGUCUUUGCUGUGUUUUUAUCACAUUCUGUAAACUGGCUGCAAAUGUUCAGUGCAGCAACUUUACUGUGCAAAAGAGAAAUUAAAUAAUAAUUUGAAACUUUUAA
Molecule: messenger RNA, 2007 nt
Organism: Limanda limanda (common dab)
Lineage: Eukaryota; Metazoa; Chordata; Actinopteri; Pleuronectiformes; Pleuronectidae
Gene: cdab
Product: cytidine deaminase b
Exons: 4
Coding region: 38-532 (164 amino acids)
Cellular component (GO): cytosol
Molecular function (GO): cytidine deaminase activity; zinc ion binding
Source: RefSeq, a predicted model, not a curated record